Molecule: messenger RNA, 1910 nt
Organism: Dermochelys coriacea (leatherback sea turtle)
Lineage: Eukaryota; Metazoa; Chordata; Testudines; Dermochelyidae
Gene: RAD21L1
Product: RAD21 cohesin complex component like 1
Exons: 13
Coding region: 73-1695 (540 amino acids)
Biological process (GO): replication-born double-strand break repair via sister chromatid exchange; synaptonemal complex assembly; mitotic sister chromatid cohesion
Cellular component (GO): cohesin complex; synaptonemal complex
Molecular function (GO): chromatin binding; protein binding
Source: RefSeq, a predicted model, not a curated record
GUUAAGGCUAUGCCCCCUGCUCAGGACUCCAGCCUACAGUUCACGUGAAUUCAGCUACCGAGUAUAGGCAAAAUGUUCUAUAUGCAUUUGUUUAUGAACAAGCGUGGGCCAUUGGCCAAAAUAUGGCUCGCCGCUCACUGGGAGAAGAAGCUCACAAAAACUCACAUAUUUGAAUGCAAUUUGGAGACUACCAUUGAAAAGAUCAUUUCACCAAAGGUCAAAAUUGCUCUGCGCACCUCAGGACACUUGCUUUUGGGAGUGGUGCGAAUCUAUCGUAGGAAGACAAAAUACCUCUUGGCAGACUGCAGUGAAGCUUUAGUGAAAAUGAAGAUGGCCUUUCGUCCAGGACUUGUUGAUCUUCCAGAAGAGAGCUUUGAAGCUGCUUAUAAUUCCAUUACAUUGCCUGAAGAAUUUCCUGAUUUUGAUACACAGCUACCUGACUUGCAUGCCAUUGAUGUUGCUGAACACUUUACUUUGAAUCAGAGCAGACCUGAAGACAUCACGCUUCCAGAAGAUUAUAGAAGGACUAUGCUUUCCAGUGAUGGGAAUUUUGGUGAGGAGACCGAAAUACUAAGAGGACAUAGCUUCUUCAAUGACGGCAUAUUAAGGAAUACUAAUAGUCUCUUGCUUGAUCAGAGCUCAGUGAGCCUCUCUGGAGACAAAUCUAUACUACGAGACAACACACAUGGAUUUAAACUCGAUGGUUUUGGAGAUGAAGAUGUCGCGGGGGAUAUGAUUGAAAAUCUGCUGAGGACUGAGCAAAAUAGCCUAAUUUAUGACAUUCUUGAUAUGGAGGAAGAAGUUCCUUUGUCACAGGAGCUUCCUGAUGAUAAUGCAGUGGUGAAUUCCAGCUAUGUAGGUUCUAUGCAUCCAGAAGAAAACCACCAGAUGAGUGAAACUACACUGUUGACAAACGAAAAAGAAGGAUUUACACUUGACCCAGUUGAUGCUACAGUUGUCAUAGGGAGAAGGAGCUUUAAAAGAAAGAGGAAGUUGCUUGUUGAUGUAGUGAAGGAGCUCAGCAGCAACACUAUUUACAAACAGCUUAGCAACAGCAUGGAUACUCUUACUAUGUUGGAUCUUGCACCCCCCACAAGAAAGUUGAUGAUAUGGAAGAAGUCAGGAGGAGUGGAUAAACUUCUGUCCCGUACUACACAGCCUUUGAUUAAUGCUGAGCUACAAAUGUUGUUUUCAAAUUGCUUUAAGUAUCAUGGCUUUAAGACUGGAAGAAAAGGUAUACAGACAGAGUCUGAAACUGAAGAAACAAGACAAGAGAGAGAGACUACAGAGAUGUUGAUAAUAGAAGAGUCAAGUUACCUGCAAGAGUCAGCUCUUACAGAAACUGAGAGAACUAUUACUGAUGAUUCAUUUGUGUUGGCAUUACAGAAUGGCAGAAAUGAGGAUGCUAAUAAAAUUGAUGAGGCUAUAGAUAUGGUGAGGAAUGAUCAAGACAGUGAAGAAAGAAGGUGGAGCAAAAGAACUCUUCGAAUAUUGAACACUUUACGGUACAUCAACAAAUCAGGAGUGAGUUCUGUCAGUUUUUUGAAGCUCUGUAAGAACAAUGACCGGAAACAAGUUUCAGCCAAGUUUUACAGCUUCCUUGUUCUAAAGAAACAGCUGGCUAUUGAGCUUACUCAGUGUGCUCCUUAUGCUGAUAUUAUAGCAACUGUGGGUCCAAAGUUCCAUACUAUCUGAGAGCUAGCAUUAUCUAUACAUACAAUUCAGAGACCAGUUAAAAAUUGUGCUCUGAAUUUUUCAAAAAUUCUUUUUUUUCCAGAGGAGGGAGUUGAAGGUCUCAUCAAACCAUGGGAAAUUGACAAAUAGUUCCCCCUUUUUCAUCCUUGCACCUCCUCUCCAGAUUAUGUAAUAGCUAACUUUGCAUAGGUGUGAUAUAUAUUUCGUGGUUAUUC